AGGGAGGCAGUAUAGAGCUGCAGGGGAGAGACGGUGCUCCGGGGAAGCACGGAGGGGCGGCAGGUAGGGCCGGGCCCCUGGGGCCUGAAUAUUGCUGGAGCCCAGGCACCACCAGCCAAUACAACUCGCCGCCCCUGGUUGUCAGUUUUGCUAAAAAGCAGAAAAAAAUGAUUUUUUGACCCCUGACAAACCACCUUGUUCUGCUUUACUCUUUCACUUUCUAUUUUAGCCUUCCUACGUGCUGGAGAAAAGAACAAAUUCUGCAGCCAUUGAACAAGAAUUAACAGAAAAUUGCAUGAGACCAGACUGAUACCCAACUGAUUCUCUUUUCCAAAAUGAUUUUGCUUCAUAGCCUCACUUUAAUUCGUUAAUUGUGAGGCACCUCCUGGACUAGGGGUCCGUAUAACUGACUGUAGAGAAGCUGGAGGACAGCAAUUCUGUAACCACUGAGAAGUGUCUCCCGGUUUCAUAAGGGUCACGCUCACUGACUCACUCACCCAGGGCUUAUGUGGUCAUCUGGACAUCAGGGAGAUGGAAGAUUCCUCGAUGUCCUCCGGCUCUGUGAGGUCACUGCCGCUGCUUGGCUUCACCAUUUUCCUCAUUUCUCUUCACAUUCACCGGCUGGACUCAGUGAGUUUCAAGGUGAUUGGACCCGAUGGCCCCAUCAGGGCACUUGUGGGAGAAGACGCUCUGUUACCCUGUCACCUCUCCCCCAGGAUGAGCGCUGAGAACAUGGAGGUGCGCUGGUUCCGAUCCACAUUCUCUGCAAUUGUCCAUCUCUAUCGGGAUGGGAGAGAUCAGGUUGGCCAGCAGAUCGCAGCGUAUCGAAGCAGGACGAAGCUACUGAAGGACGGUAUUGCUAAUGGGACUGUCUCCUUGAGGAUACACGACAUCACCCCCUCUGAUGAAGGGACUUACGGCUGCCUCUUCCAAUCACCCACCUUUUACGAAGAAGCUGUGUUGGAACUGGAGGUGGCUGGUCUGGGUUCCACCCCUCACCUUUCUGUCGAUGGCUAUCAGGAUGGAGGGAUCCACGUGGUGUGUGAAUCGGCUGGAUGGUAUCCGGAGCCCCAAGUGCUGUGGAGAGACCUCAGUGGGCAGCGACUAGCGCCAGUGAUGGAGAAAAUAUCCCAGCAGGCUGACAGGCUGUUUGAUACUCACAUUGCUGCUGUUAUAACAGAUGCUUCGAAACAGAACCUGUCCUGCUCUGUCAUCAACCCCCGUCUCGGCCAAGAGAAAACAGCGAAGCUGCACAUAGCAGAUGUGUUCCUCCCAAGGACCUCUCCCUACCAGGUGGCUCUGUCGGUGACCCUGGCUGGUGUGUUUUUUCUCAUCCUUUUGGCCAGUUACUGCUUCUGGAAGCAGCACAGAGCAAAAGACACUGAGCAAGCUGAACUGAAGAAAAAGAUACAAAAUCUGCAAUCUGAACUGGAGAAAGAGAGAGAGAUUCUGCGCUCUGAGCUGGAGAACGAGAGAGGGAAAUCCCUGGCUGAACUUGGCUGGAGUAAAGUCAGCAAACAUGCAGCGAUGGUGAUUCUGGAUCCGGACACAGCUCAUCCCAGCCUCCUGGUCUCUGAGAAUCAGCGAUCUGUGAAAUGGAGGGGCCUGCAGCAGGACAUCCCUGACAACCCCGAGAGAUUUGACAGUGAAACCUGCGUGCUGGGCUCGGAAGGGUUCACCUCGGGGAGACACUACUGGGAGGUAGAGGUCGGGGGUGGUAGGACCUGGGCUGUGGGGGUGGCCAGAGAGUCUGUCAGGAGGAAGGGCUGGAUCAGCUUUUCUCCUGAGGAGAGCAUCUGGGCCGUAGAUCAGUGUGGGAGCCAUUACCGGGCUCGCACCUCCCCAGAGACCCUCCUUCCCCUGACUGCGAGCCCCGGGAGGAUUGGGGUGUAUCUGGACUAUGAGCGGGGCCUGGUGUCAUUUUAUCAUCCUGGUGUGGAGGCCCCGAUCUACACUUUCGCCUCCUCUUUCACUGGGCAGCUCCGCCCUUUCUUCUGGGUCUACUCCCCAAUCACGCUGUGUCCCUGAGAUAUGGCAUGUUGGGAUAGCACCUCUCACUGGUCAAAGACUUUUUUGUUCUGUUGUUUUUCUGAAAUGGACUAAUUUUUCCUUUUUAAAUAUUUUCAUUAAACAUAAGAACGUCCGUACCGUGUCAGACCAAAGGUCCAUCUAGCCCAGUAUCCUGUCUACCGACAG
Chrysemys picta bellii (western painted turtle) is the source of this 2196-nucleotide messenger RNA. RefSeq names its product butyrophilin subfamily 2 member A1-like. Gene Ontology annotation, cellular component: external side of plasma membrane. The record is from RefSeq and is a predicted model, not a curated record. Gene Ontology annotation, biological process: T cell receptor signaling pathway; regulation of cytokine production. Gene Ontology annotation, molecular function: signaling receptor binding. NCBI's taxonomy places the organism in Eukaryota, Metazoa, Chordata, Testudines, Emydidae.